GAUCCUUGAACUUCCAUUAAUUUCUUUUUUUAUUGAGAAUACCAACCACUGACUCUUGGCUUCAGCUAAACUUGUGAAUAUUGGGAUACAUCUGAUAAUUCUUCAACGGAAAAAUCAGUUAUCCAGUUUCCAGAGCAAGUCCCGCUGAGGAGUCUAAACUGAGGACUAGUUUCUACAGACUUCAAAUUCCAAUCAUGAAAAUGGAAGGUGCAGAGUCUUUGGACGAAUGGGAGCAAGUCCAGUUGGAAAUUGUUGCUGCUAGAAACAACAACCAUCUUCCAGACGACCUCUCUAUUUUCCCUCCAAGCUACCACGAGGGCCUUCAACUCCCACAACCGUCACCAACACCUCUGCCAGAUUCUCCAACUCUUAGCCGGGCGAGUUCAGUUGCUGUGUGUAGUACGGAAGCUGGAGAAGGAUUGUCGUUGCCGUCCAAUUCAAUUUCUAAACCAAGCGCGGGAAAUGAGAUUGGGAAGCGUUUGAGGUUGCGCUUUGAGAUUUUGAGGUCUGGGAUUUUUAGGAUUGCAAGCAGAGCUCGUGGAAGAGGUGGGUUUUGGUCAUUUGCGUCCAUGAGUGUAGUAGUGGCCACGGCGGUGCUGCUGUACUCAAGGGUGCAGAGAUGGCGUCAAUGGAUCCGGAAAGAGAGCGAGAAUCGUCUGAUCCACCUUAUCAAAGAGAAGGACCAGAAGAUUAGCCAGCUCUUGGUUCAGAUUGCACAAAUGAAUGAGAUGAUAUCUGCACGCAAGAAGAUUCCUGUUACCAGAGUUGGUUGAUUAAUCAGGAGUUCUGUUUGCAGGUGCUACCAGGUUCCCAACAUCUUCCAUUUUUAUUCACAGAGAGAAAGAAAGACAUGUAUAUGUAGCUUUGUAUUUAGACGCUUGUCUGUUAAAUUGGCGACUGCACCAGUUUUCAUUUGCUCAUCUCAAUUUACUUUUUUCACAUACACA
This is a messenger RNA of Hevea brasiliensis (rubber tree), 947 nucleotides long. RefSeq lists its product as uncharacterized. NCBI's taxonomy places the organism in Eukaryota, Viridiplantae, Streptophyta, Magnoliopsida, Malpighiales, Euphorbiaceae. The transcript is spliced from 2 exons. Bases 195 to 773 code for a protein of 192 amino acids. The record is from RefSeq and is a predicted model, not a curated record.